UAUGACGUCCGUGACUCACAGAACGACGCAACAGCCAAUCGCUCUUUUGCCCUUCUCUAAUGCCAUCCCCGGUGAGCUGUGCUCGAACGCCCCUGUGGUAUGCGCAGGAUUCGACUGCCGAGGACAACUUUGACUGUAUGGUCACACAGCAUAGAGAGAAUACCGAAGGUCAACGCAAAGCAACGGCAGUGUACGGCUACCGACUCCUCUCUCGGUGAUUGCCUUCAGAGUAGAUAUCAUGAUUUUACUCAUCGCUAUCGUCAUUACGGUAGUCACAAAUUUGCAACAAUCACAAGCUACUGUGUGUUCAUACUCGUGCCCUCAGCGUUAUCACACGUCAUGUGGGACUUUUGGUUGGAGUAGGUGUACGAGAUACAGGGCUAACACUUGCUAUAGGUGUUGCACAGGAUGGACUGGAAGUACUUUAAAUGAUUGCCCAACACCUAUUUGUUAUAGCAGUACCAGUUGUCCCCAUGGAGGGACAUGUACAAGUCCGGAUUACUGUAGUAACUGCAACCGAGGCUUCUACUCCCCAAGAUGUAAUCAGUGUACAGCUAUUCCUAACUGUCUUGAAGUGUUCUGCAGCUCUUCCUCGGACCAAAAGUGUGACCGAUGUGAUGGUGAAUUCGGCUCUGCCCACGGAUCAGCCUACAUGAAAUCCCAUGACAUGAGACAAUGCAUAAAGCAAUGUUCAUGGAGAAGCGACAGCAAUGCCUGCUACCCAGGAACCUGUACAAAUGCCCAGUGCACCUGCAAUAGUGGAUUCACAGGAACUGAUUGCCGAACAAUGGGCAGCAGCCAAUCACCAACCCUAUCUGAGCACCGUGCUACCCUGACCCUGGGAACAACAACUCUGGAAUCACCCUCGGCUCAGGGCAGCACGGCCACUGUCUACACCAACGUUCACAAUUUUACAAGCCUGCGGAUCGGUUGGACAAGCUCCUACCGACCAAAUGGACUACCUGACCCCAGCGGUGGUGGACAUCCAUAUGUCCACAGCCGUGGGCUUGGCGUUGUAAGUGCAAGAGUCACAGCUGUUGUGAAACGGGGCUCGAGUGUUGUAUAUUCAGUUGGCUCUUGGGACUGCACAGCAUCGACAACAGGAAACUCCUUCAAUCAGAACAGCCCUGCUACAGAUCUGGUAUCCUGUGAAUAUACAUUCACUUUGAACUACAACGCCUGGACACCAGCUACAGGAGAUGUAAAGAGGUAUGAUGUUUAUUCAACCAGCGGCGGGUACUUGAAACUUUAUGACAGAGAUCACUCAAGUAGCAUCAUCACACGGUACUAUAGUGGCACAACCACUUCUGCCCACUCAACUUUCACCUUUGAUUUUGUUGACCCCUAUCACUGCGUGGGUGCGGGCGGUGGAUGUAGAACCACCAUGCUGGAUGCAGGAAACGAUGUUACCUCAGAGGCGAUGAUUACUGUUACAUGGCAAGGCUGGGCUGACAGUUUGGCUGGUAUUAAGGGAUAUGACCUGGUAGUACGACAGCUGUCAGGUAGUCAUGGUAGCGAGAUGACAGAAAUCUUUGAUAGUCCUGCCGUAUUUUCUGGUGAAACCAACUCAAGUCAGACUGUAACCUUGCCACAUGUUGGUGUUUACUCUUUCAUCCUUUCUGCUAUUGACAACGCCGGCAAUGUCAAACUCAGCAGACGCUUCGUGUUCUUUGACGAUGAUCUAGACGAUGUUACUGUCAAGAAUAAUUCCCCUCUGCGCGUGGUCUCGGCAACUGCAGAGACCAAUUAUUUGUGGUUGACCAAUCUCGACUCCAGCGGACGAACGACCCCCGUGCAGCUUGCUUGGACAGGCCAUUUCACCAAUGUGCACCACCAUAACCAAGGAUUAUUGAAACCUAUAGGUUUUUAUGUCGCUGGUACCAUCGAUUCCGAUUAUGACCAGAACUUUGGCAGGCGUGGCCGUGCAGCUAUCCCAAAUGCCCUGGGCGUGACAGAAUUUCGCGUCCUUCACGACACUGACCACAACGGUGGCCGAACCACUGUCAACGUGAGUGAUGAUAACUCGGACAACUGGAGCAAUGAGGCCACAAGAACACAAGCCACUUAUGACCUGCGCAUAGUGGAUGGUGAUUCUGUUCGGUUCUGGGUGGAGGCCAGGGAUCUUGUCGGUCAUUUUGUGAGGGACGAGGUGUUGGUCCAUGCUGAUUCAUCCCCACCAAUUAUUGAAGACUUCUGGCUGGUCCGGGACGGAGAGGUGAACUUGGUCGUACACAAUUCUGCUGAUCUGCAUGAAAUGAGUGUUGCUUUCAGGACUUACGACAUUCAUAGUGGCAUAAAAACCAUCGAGUGGCGUCUUUUUGAUAAUCACACUGGCACUGAAAUGGAACAUGGAAGCCAGACAGUUCCUGCAAGGAAGGUCAGUACGAAUACUGAGGUCUGUGAUCCAGUCAGCUGUUUGUGUGUUCCGAUUGGUGACUGCUACGCCGUGGACUAUGGUUUUAAACCAACGUACCACAUCGGUGAUCAUGAAUUUGAUUACUUCAUCAAAUUGACAGUUACCAACCAUGCAAGACUGGUGACUACUAAGACAAUCAAGGUAUCAGUUGACACAUCCGCUCCACAAGCCGGGGUGGUGCAUGAUGGGAUACGUGGAUCCAAUGAGGUGGACUUUCAGGAAGGCAAUGAUCUCUCUGCUCACUGGGAAGGGUUCUUUGACAAGGAGAGUGGAAUCAAGUUUUACCAGUAUCUUUUUGAUAAAUCCUGCUGGACUGGAAAUACAACAAUCGGCAGUAUUAGCGACGCUAUGACUGAAACCACUUCUACAUAUGCCAGUUGGACAGCACCUUCUCCUGGUCGGUACUUUGUAACCGUCAUUGCGUAUAAUCGAGCCCUGGAGCCAUCCGAGGCAAUCUGUUCUGAUGGUGUCGUGAUAGACACGAGCCCACCUGUGUUGUCACAGAUUUCUAUCGGCUAUGCUCGGGUGUGGCCUGGUCUGGCAAAGGAUGCUGAGGGUCGGGUGUGGUUUGUCGAUGAACACCGCAGAAAGAUGGAAUUGAUUAACGCAUCCAGUCGAUGCAGUUUUAGGGCUACUCUGGUGACUGAUAUGUCUUUUUAUCCUGAGAUGGUUGGCACCAACGACUCUUUAACAAUACUCCAAGGAGAUAUGGACUGUGUUUGGAUCUCAGCCAUUCAGCAAAAAUUCUUCUUGCCAACCCACAAACAUGUAAAGAUAUCCUGGACAGGUGAAGAUGCAGAGAGUUCCAUCUUUGACUAUAAGAUCGGCCUCAGCAGUGACCCCUCAAACCCCGCCCCUGACCUGGUGACCUUUACAUCCACAUCAGGUCACAAUCACUUCAUGAUGUACCACCCCGAUAUCAGCCAGGGCGCCGUGUUCCACUUGGUCCUGAAGGCAGUGAACAAAGCUCAACUCUCAACAUCCAAGGUAAUUGGUCCAAUUGUAGUGGAUACCACCCCACCCGUGUUUGUUGGGCGCAUCUCAGUCAUCGCCGAGGAUGACUUCUUGGUUGCGAAAUGGGGAGACAAAGACUUCACUGAUGAUGAGGAUACCGAUCUGAGGUACCAAGUCGCUGUUGGUAACAGUCCUGGUGGCACAGAGACCCUUUCAUACAAGACAGAAAAAAUUUACAGAAUUGGUCCUUGCGCAUCCCAGUCAUCUUGUGCUGCAUUCGCAUUGGAUGACUUACACUGGCAUCUCCAUGGUGACCAUGAAUAUUAUGUGUCAGUCAGAGCACAGAAUGGCGCUGGACUGACAAUAGUGGGGAUCUCAUCCGUUUAUAGACACAUCGUGCAGUUGCCAUCGCUAGGUAUUGUAUUGGAUGUUGCUCCGCCAGGAGAAGAGGUGACUGUGGACUUAGGGGUGGCCAAAGACAUUGAUGUACAGACGGACAACACGAGCAUUUCUGCUCUUUGGUAUGGCUUUGAGCAUCCCCACCUUGACAUCAGUUAUGAGAUUGCUGUUGGAUUACAAAAUGGGUCGUCAGAUGUCAGCGGUGGUUUCAUCGAUGUUGGCAACGCAACCUUCUAUCGUUUGACUGGACUGGACCUAUCUCCGCUCCUGACUUAUUACGUCACUGUUCGUGCCAACUCUGAAGCUGGGAGCGUCAACGUUGCCUCAGAUGGCGUCAAAAUCAUUCAGGAGGGUCAGGUACUUGAGGGAGCGGUGAUCAAAGAUGGACUAAGUUGUGAUGAAGAUGGAACAUCUGCUCCUCAAGGGUUGAGCCAUCACUCACCCGCUGCUGCUCGACCCUGUCAAGAUAACACCGCCUUCCAGUCCUCCACCUCAGAAAUCUCAGCUCAUUGGACCCUCCCAGAGAUGUUGGAGCCCUUCGUGACUAACGUCGUUUGGGCAGUCGAGCAGGAGAUUGAGAUAUACCUUGACAAAGAGAACACAUCUAGGAAAUGGAUCACUUUGCUUGAUAAUCAUGAUCUGGGCAUGGCAUUCCAACAUGUUCAGGCCGGUAUAGGAUUACAUGUUGGAGCACGCUACAGAUCAAAGGUUCAGUUCUGCCAUGUUAGUGUAUGCUUUCAACCCUUCGUGACUGAUGGAUUCUGGGUACUUUCCAAACCUCCUGAGGUCGGUUUAGUCACAGUCGGCAACAUUGAGACUACACAAGACAGAACAGAUAUCCACGUGGCCUUCCAGCCUUUUGCGCACGAUUACGUCAACCAUGAUGACUCCCAGGAACUGAUGGACUUCUAUGAGUGGAGCAUCGCUGAAGAUGGUAUUGAUGGAGCUCUCUUGAGUCAGUGGAAAAGAAUUGAUGAUUCUGUGGCUACUGGAAAUGUGUUCCGCUUCACAGCAUUCUACAGUGGACAGUUAGACCUAGAUGUCUGUCUUCGGCUAUCAAUCAGGGGCUACAACAAGGCUGGCCUGUCUUCCAUCACCACCACCGAGAUUGUUGACUGUGAUGAUGUGACGCUCAUUGUCCCUCAUACUGUCAUUGAUGCAGAUCAUGAAGUCAGUAUGGAACAGAAUGCUCUGUGGCCGGAGCCAGACAAGAACUACAUCUCCUCUACAUCCUCCUUAUCAGCUGUCUGGCCCACGCUGCGCCACAGGGCCUACACCUGGGCAGCCAUUGAGGACACUGGAUCAACAGACUUCGGCGACUUGGAUAAGGGUCUGCAGUAUCCUUGUGAUCACCCAAGGAUGAAGGCCUGUGGAGAGACAGACAAGGAGUUCGUCAAUGUUCCAAAUUUAUCCCUGUUGCAUGGGAGGCGCUAUCGCAUUUGCAUCCGCGCUGAUGAAGUUACAUUGGAGCAUGAGCUCUGGAAUGAACCGUUGCCUGCUGUGUCCAGCUGUAGUGAUGGUGUUGUCGUAGAUACGACCCCACCGACACCUGGCUCCGUAUGGAUUGGUUGGAGUCAGCAUCAAAACUAUCAAAGUUCCAGUUCUGAGUUGGUGCUACACUGGGAGUCCUUCACUGACAUCGAAGAACGCGGCAUGGCACGUCACCACUCAGGAAUCAAAUACUACGAAUACGCCAUCGGUUCGACGCGAGGUGGCAGUGAUGUAAAAGAGUUCGUUCGUGUUGGCAUUGCAAACAAUGUCAUCAUACAUAAUAUGAAACUGCAAAAUGGACAUACAUACUAUGCAACAGUGAGGGCAACUGACUUUGUUGGUCUGUCAUCCCAAGCGACAUCCGACUCGGUUACCAUUGAUACGUCAUCUCCUGUCAUAAGUGACGAUCACACUUUGGACGUUGGUGGCAGCUUCAUCCGGUCCACAACUUCUGUCUCUGUCAGUUGGGAAAAUGUGUUCUCCGACAAAGAGAGUGGCAUAGCAUAUUACGAAUGGGCCAUCGGGUCUCAUCCCGGUUAUGCAGACAUCAUGCCUUUUACUAGAGAGAGUACAGAAAAUGGGCUCAGUGGCCCUGCAAGAGAACUGCCUCUACAAGAAGGCCACUCGUAUUUCAUUUCUGUAAAGGCCAUCAAUACUGUAAGUCUGAUCACGCUGAAGACGUAUGGUGCAUUCAUGGUCGACGCAAGCCCUCCAUUAGCUGGCCACGUCUAUGACGGGGACUCGGCCCAUGUACCGGCCCAUCACAGAGACCAAGACUUCCAGGAGGGUCGUGUUAUAAUCAGGGCAUUCUGGGAAGGCUUUCAUGACCCGCACAGUGCCAUCAUUGGCUAUUCCUGGAGAGCUGGGAUUUGUCCAGUGUGUGACGACAUUGUGCCUGAACAACAUGUUGGCCUUGACAAUGAUGUGGUUGCUGAAAACCUUAACCUAGUGCCUGGUCUGACCUACUAUGUGACGGCGACGGCCUGUAAUGCCGCUGACCUUUGUACAUCAGUCACUUCCGAUGGAGUCAUUGUAGAUGAUUCUCCUCCUGUGGCAGGGCAGGUGUAUGAUGGUGGACCAGGGGGUGGUGACAUUAGCUGCCAGUCAUCAAGGCUUCAUCUGCAAGCACAUUGGUGGGGCUUCCAUGACCCUCACUCCGGCCUCUCCCACUACGAAUGGCGCGCUGGCACUACACCAGGAGCUGCGGACAUUCUCCCCUCUACACGCAUUGAGCUGUCGGAGGAUGCUAUGAUAUUCCUGCCAGUGUCAGGCCAGCUGCCCAUAGGCACUGAUAUAUACAUCACUGUGCGCGCCUAUAACCGACUUGGUAUGUGGAGUGAGGCUAUAUCUAAUGGGUUCCGUGUGGACUCUAGCCGCCCUGACGUGGUGAACACACCUGCUGUUGAUGAGACGCGGGGUGUGGCUGUCAGGAAUACCCAGCUUCUGCAUGACGUGAUUCACAUUUCCUGGAAGUUCAGUGACCCUGAAAGUGGUAUCAAAGACCAAUACAUAUCUGUCAGCACACAUCACAAUGGAGAUAUCAAUAUACCUCCAAUUAAAAUUGCGGGCAGUGAGCUGGACCACACUUUCACAAAUCUGACAUUACAAGAAGGAAGUCAUUACAUUAUAACAGUGGUAGCUUGCAACUUUGCUGGCCUCUGCACUGAGGCUGAGACGGAAUCUUUCCUGGUUGAUGGAAGCCCACCUACGGUUGGGGCAUUUGCUGUGGAAACUGAGAGUGCUGCUAACCUGAAACGUCAUCAUAUUAUCUGGAUAGAUCCUACGGAGCCAGCUGAAACUACCAAACAAACAGAGCCCAAUACAGCCCCUGAUGGCCCUAGCCUUACAGUUCACUUAGCCCACUCGACGAACACGAUCACCGAAAUUCCGUCUACUACCUUGCCUCCCCCGCGCUACCACUCUGGUUGGAUGACAUGGCUGGAAGACACUAGCACCUCCACUGGUUCCUUAGCCCUGGCCUGGCUGGGAUUUUCCGAUGUGCACUCUGGUAUCAGCCACUACUUGGUCUCCGUUGGACGCACCCACGGUGGCUCGGAACUCACUCCAAACGGGCCAGUUCGAGUCAACCACAGCAAUGACGGCAUGGCAUUGGAUGAAGGCAUCGCACAGACAGCCGUUGUACCAAUAGAUGCCAGUAUUUCAAGUCUAUCUCCUCCCUAUAUUUACAUCUCCAUCUGGGCCGUUAAUGGGGUUGGACUGACCAGCAACCGCCACCAUUCCACCUUUGAGGCCUCUGCAACUUCGCCCGUUGAGGGUGCCCUUGUCUUGUUGCGACGCUGCUCGCCUGCAACUUGCGAGGGCCACUGUGCGUGCGCAGCCAUCAAUAGACAGUGUGCUCCAGAUCAGGGCCAGAGUUGCAGUGACACCAGCAACAAUAAUCCCAAUACCGAGAUAGAGGUCCUUGAUGUCCUGAAUCUGAUGCAUUAUGAUGUGAACAGCAUAAGCGAUAUUGACCACACUGCUACCCUUUACAUGGCGGCUGCAGUUUGGCGGGCCACGCAGCCGAAAGGGCUGGACAUUAAAUGGUUUGAAUGGAGUAUCGGCGAUGACUCUUCAUCGGAUCCAGUUGGAGUCUUUGAUCCAGCGCAGGACAGAGUUUGGUUUGAUGUUGGACAGGAUAACUUUACAAUCAUUACAUUAGAUGAUGACCACAAACUGCAGAAGGGAAUUAAGUAUCACGUGUUCGUCCGAGCCUGGUAUGACAUGAAUACGUACGCUGUGUUUAAAUCUGACGGCAUUACCCCUGAUGUUACACCACCAAAAGUCUCAACAGUCAGAGGCACAAAGGUCAAAGAUCUUGCAAGCCCUGGUGCCAGCAAAGACACUGAUUACUUGACAGAUCCAACCAUGGUCUUCAUCUCAUGGGAAGGAGUGUUCCUAGAUGAAGCUAUGUCCCACUACCUGAUAUCUCUCAGCACGUAUCCAGGAGGUGAAGAUAUUCUCCGGUUCGCUGAUCACAUCUUCUCAGCUAAUGGGUCUUUCGCCCAGUUCACUGGCCUGGACCUGCAAAGUGGACUACGUUACUACGGCAACGUACGGGCCGUCAACAAAGCUGGUUUGCACACACUGAAAAGCAGUGAUGGAUUUGUGGUAGACACCAGGAGACCAGACCCAGGCUUUGUGUUUGACGGAAUGGAUCUCCAUGAUGUAGAGUACCAGAACUCCAGCACGGUCAUCUCAGCCUCCUGGCAUGGCUUUGUGGAUCUGGAAUCCUACAUAGACCACUAUGAGUGGUGCGUUGGACAGACCUCUAACCCUGCAGAUAAUGGUAUCCUGCGCUGCACAGAUGUUGGAGUUCAGCUGUCUGCCUCACAGAUUCUAGCUUUUCCUCUCACAGAUGGUAUUCGGUACUACUCCAAGAUCUCAGUUUUCGAUGCAGCUGGCCUACAGUCCGUUUCGGUUGCUUCGGACGGAUUUGUGGUGGACACCACUCCCCCUGUGCCUCUAGAGCACGUCCUUUUGGGGGAUAAUUUGAUCCAGAACCCGUCCUUUGAAACGAUGCAGGGAACUAGUGAUACAGAUAUAGAUACUCCUGAUACAACAAAUACACACAACAUUCAAUCGACCUUUGAACCAUCUACGACUUCGUCGAUGGUGCUAUCCUCUGAAGAAUACGACAAUGUUAGUACGCCUGACAGUUAUCCCACUUCUGCUAGCAAUUUAACCACUGAAGAAAUGUCAUACAAUGCCGGUAUGAUGACUAGUGGCACACAGGGGGUACUUCCAGUGCCAUGGGAUAUUGGAUCUGACAGCCAGAUGUCUGUUAUCAGCUCUCGGAAAAAUAUUGCCCAGGAUGGUCAUUCUUUCUUGUCUCUCCACGGCUCCAUCUUCCAACAAUUUAACACAACUGAGGGCAGCCACUACCAGGUGGUGAUUUUUGCAAGUCAUGUUGUACCGUCCCACAAUCCCUUGCUGAAUCAGGAAGGUCAGGUCGAGGCACCUGGAUUAAAUCGUGUCUUCAGGCUGUAUGACCGGCCAGCACAUGGUCACUCAGACCAGAGUCUAAGCUCAAUCGCAUGGCAUCAGCACAGGUUUUACUUCACAGCCAGUGAGGAUGUUUCAACUUUGAAAAUUUCAUCUUUGGGUCAAUCUAAUGGAAUUCUGCUAGAUAACAUUCAGGUGAGGCAGAUUACUACUGGACCGAGUACUGGUGAUGGGUCGGUGGAAGUUCAUACCCAGUUCAUUCACAGUUGGUCGUCUCUCCAUGCCGAGUGGCUUUUCAUUGACGCAGAGAGCCCCAUAGUGGACUACAGCUGGGCCAUCGGAACUAAAAGAGGUGGCACCCAGCUGCAAAGCUUCAGAUCAGUGGGUACACAGACAAAUGCUAUCAACACUGGUCUGAGAAUGGCGCACGGCUCCUUUGUGUAUGUCACCGUGAUGGCAAGAAAUGCUGCUGAACUCAUUGCCAUAGCAACUUCAGACCCAAAACUGAUUGACCUAACACCGCCCAUAAUUUAUUUCGUCAUUGACGGUGCAGGUACACAGGAUAUUGACUUCACUGCUGACGAUUCUGCUCUCACCUUCAGUUGGUCAGCAUCCGAUCCCGAAAGUGGAAUUGACCACUGUACAUGGGCAGUGGGAUCCAAGCCCAGAUUUGAAGACAUCCUACCGAAUUCACAAUCGCCCAAUGGCUCUUCUACCAUCACUACCAGUCUGUCCCAGAGUAUGGUUGAAGGCCAGCGCCUGUACGUCACUGUCACAUGCUACAAUCACGCCGACAAGUCGUCAUGGAAAUCAUCCGACGGGGUCACCAUAGUGACAGUGCCCCCUACUGCAUCAGCAGCCGUUGUCAAAGUGAAGACUGUAUCAGAGACUCAAUACGAAACACGAGAUGGGUACCAGUCACAGACAGACUCCCUCAAAGUGUCGUGGAAUGGAUUUAGUGAUCCAUUUGGAAUUCAAUUCUUUGAGUGCCAACUUACAGGACCGAAUACCCUCACAUCCUGGAGGACUUGUGGAUCCACGUCAGAGACCCAUCUUGAUUGGUCAGGCCUCGGCUUGAUUGACGACGCCACCUACAGCCUGUCAGUCAGAGCUGUCAAUCAUGCUGGUUUAAUCAGCCAGGCUGUCGCUGGAAAUUUCACUGUGGAGUCUUCCGAGCCUGUCGGAAGAGCUCCAAGCCUGAUAAGAUUUUCCUGGUUGGGUGACGGAAAAGUCGAUCUUGCCUGGGAUGGCUUGUUCUCCAACCCCUCCUCUUCCUCCUUGGUGUACGAAGUAUCCCUUGGCACCAUCCCAGGAGGUAGUGAUAUUAUGCAGUGGGUGGAGACCAUGGAGACUGGUAUGCGUGUCUCCCCGUUGGUUCCCUAUACCAACUACCACUUCUCACUGACAGCUAUCAAUGCAGCUGGCCUGUUUCAGACAGUGAAUAAAAUCAUCAGUGUGUAGCAGACUUACAGCAAAAUAUGGCUACUAUGUGUAGUGUAAUUGACAGUUCUGAGUUUGAGGCUACGUGGUGCAUUUCUUAAGUCUUUCCUUUCAUUAAAGUACUUACUCAGACAUCGUGUGAACUAUACACAGAUUGUUGCCAAAGAGGAAUCAUAAGCAUUUAGUGGUGAUUGAAGCAAUUAUUUUUAUGGGCUCGGUGAUGUUGUAACUCAUUAAUUUGGGCCAAACAUGUUGGUAAUAUGUCAUUGCAAAUUGAAAUGAAUGAGUCACAAGAACAAAUUUCUUGAAACUACAUACUGCUUACAAUUACACAGUAUAGGAGACUUUUUAAAUUCUCUAGUGUUAUUCAACAUACUUUGGCUCAAGAAAGUUACGUUGAGGCUUGUUACCCACAAAAAUGCUAGGAUGUCGUUGCAAAGACGGGCAUCCUAUUAUGUUAGUAUGAGCUGCUGUGCAUGGAAAUUAUAAUUGGCCGUGAAAAAUGUAGGUUUGAGACAGCCUCCGAACAUAGGUGAAUAUCCCAGGGGGAUGGGAUGUAUAUCCCCUCAUUUUUGGUCGGGGUGGGCUAUUUAAUUAACCUUCCCCUAUAUUUCCCUUGAAUAGUAAGAAAAACAUUAAAACGAAGUGACAAAUUUUGCACUUUCCAACAACUAAAAUGUAUUCUACACUAAUAAAAAAAGGACAACAAAGAAGCCAUAGAUAUGCAAUUCUGACAUACGAUUUUGCAGGAAUUUUCAGAUACACAUCUGUAUCAUGAAUAUUAUCACUGUAAAAUAAUGUCUUAUGGUGUCGGCAUCCCCUUCCCAGGCCCGCUUUUCAAAUGUUUAUGGCCCGGCAAUUUAUCCCCAACGUUUCCAAUCCUCCAUCCUCCCAAGUUUCGGCACAGAUUUAUGCCACUAAUUAGGUGUGAUAUGUUCGUGACGUAGCCAGACAAUGUCUAUAUAAAGCGCUUUUGGGAAUACUUGGCAGAUGUUUUAAGCAAGUUACUGUGAAUAAGUCUUCGAUGAGGGGGGAUUUUAAGUUGAUUAACUCAGUACCACUAGUGUAUGCAUGUUUUGGGCUGGGUUGGGGAAUUAAAAUUACUCCAAUUUGCAAUCUGUCAGCCCAAAGGAAUCCUGUUUUCUACCUCUACUCAAAUCCGUCCUCCCAAAAAACAGUAUUGUACCAUUUCUAAAAUAAAACUGCUUUCAUUCUCUAAAGAGACAGCAUAUCUUCUUGAGACCAGAUGGAGUAUCGUGUCUUUCCUGCCUCAGGCCGAUGGAUACACCACCAACCAAACAUUCAUUCAUUUAAUACCCACUAUAGGUCACGUGACUUAGAGGACGCUAUCAGUCUACUUGUUGGGGAAACUGCACUGGAGGUCACACCAAUACUGUGGAGUGGCGCUUGCCAGAGCAAAGCUUAUUGUUCGUGAAUGAAUCUAAAGUUUGAAAGGGUUUAGUUUAAUUAACAAGGAUAUAACAAGUGCAUGAGUAUCGUGAUAUUGUAAUAAAUUACUAUGAAUUGCUACUGCAUUGUGUAACGUUGUCUUGCCCUUCCUAAAAAACAUGCAGUCUGUUGAUGGCUGCAAGUGUCUGACAUCUAUCUUCCACUUUACCUUCCCCUUUCGUUCCAGCGCCGGUGUCUUCAAACCAAAGAUAGGGUAUGACUCCUUUUCACUUUUUUGUUCGUGAAAGAGACACGCUUCCUCCUAAAGUGGGAUCACGUUUCAACAAUGAAGUAAAAGAAGUACAUAGAAUGAUUCAUUCAUAUGUUUAUAUUCAUUCAUCAUUUAUUAGUCCAUGUAAAAACAGAGAAAUUUCCCAUCCAUUUGUAUAUUACAGCAAUAAAAAACUAAAUCAC
Molecule: messenger RNA, 12508 nt
Organism: Acanthaster planci (crown-of-thorns starfish)
Lineage: Eukaryota; Metazoa; Echinodermata; Asteroidea; Valvatida; Acanthasteridae
Molecular function (GO): protein binding
Source: RefSeq, a predicted model, not a curated record